Andrographis paniculata is the source of this 2106-nucleotide messenger RNA. RefSeq lists its product as uncharacterized. Bases 104 to 1966 code for a protein of 620 amino acids. The record is from RefSeq and is a predicted model, not a curated record. The transcript is spliced from 16 exons. Gene Ontology annotation, molecular function: protein binding. Lineage: Eukaryota; Viridiplantae; Streptophyta; Magnoliopsida; Lamiales; Acanthaceae.
AUAGCCUAUUGUUGUUGCAAAGACGGCAGAAAAGCAUUGGUAAAUCUGAAGAAGAAAGAAUCGUCAGUUGAGUUGAGUUGAGAGUUCAGUUGGGGUUUUGGCGAUGGAGCAGAUGAAAUUCGCGGAGGAGCUCGUCCGAGAGUUCCUCGUCUUCAGAGGAUUCACCAAUGCUCUACAGGCCUUCGACAACGAGCUUGCAACCGACAUCGGCAAGGGAUUUCAGGUCGACAAGAUAUUAGACCUCAUUUUCUCCGUUUACAUCCCCAAAUUCCAGGCCGAUAACCUCCUCGAUUUGCUCCUUUUUUUUCGAAACUGCUUCACCUACCACGAUUCGAGUCUGAUUUCCGUGAUUUCGAAGCUGGACCAGUCCAUUCUGCGUUAUUACAUCGUCAAUGCGCUCAAAAGUGGGAGGAAGGACAAGGUGUUGGAAUUUUUUGCGGUUUACGGCAAUGAUUUGCUGCGUAGAGACGAUAGUUGGACCUCCUGGUUUGCGAUUCCGUAUUUGCAGAAUCCGCAUUUGGAUCCGCAGUUUCGAGUGUAUUUCUCAGACGAGUGGUUUCGUGCUCUACACCUUUCGAUUAGGAAUUUCUUGAGUGAGAUGCUAAAUGGUACCCGUACCCCUGCCAUAUUGAAGAUCAGUCGUGAAAGGGAUACAGUGAACAAUCUUAAGAAAGAGAUUAAGCAACUUAACCUCAAGCUAUCACAACUUCAGGCUUUGUUGGAGGAAAAAGAUGCACUGUUGCGGCUGUCAAGGAGCGCUGCAGGGGAAGCUAUGUUUUCAUCUAGAUUACCCCACAAAACAGAUAGGAACCCCAUGCUACAAACGGAAGGAGAGUUUUCUCGUAAUCAGGAUGGCAUUCAAGUGAUGGAGUCUCAUGUUUCAAGAGCUAAAUAUAAUGAUCAUUCCGAUGAGAGUAGUAUUAUUAGUGAGACUCGCCAAUCUUUAGCAGACAACCCUGUUGUUGGUGGUUAUGAUUUAGAGAAUGAAGAAAAUUUUCCAGAAGUAAAGGCAGUGUUUCAGGAUUCAUUCUUAGGCCACACAAGCCCAAUCAGUCGUAGCCGCUUUUCUGCGUCAGGGGACAAUAUUGCUAGUGCUUCAGUUGAUGGUACCGUUAGGAUAUGGACCUAUGAUUCUUCAGCGCCAACUUCUCGAAAUGCAACCAUCUAUUGUGGAGCUGAGAUCAUGUCUCUUGAGUGGGACUGCAAAUCUGAUCGUUUGCUGCUGAUAGGGACUUCUAAUGGAGGUAUUAAAGCAUGGAAUGUAGAUGCUAAGCGAGUUGUGUGCGAUCUCAACUUAACCGGAGCUCCAAGCAUUUUGGAUUUGAAAUGCAGCCCUGUGGAAUCUAUAUUUGUCUCUGCCGCAACAUCAAGGAGGCAAGGAACCGGUUAUUUUGACAACUUGGGGUUUGCUUCAUUAACCGUCUGGAACAUGAGGACAUGGAAAGCUUUGACAGUCCUCCCUCUUGGUGAAGAUCCGCCAGCAAUAACCUCGUUGAGUUUCAAUCACAAUGGAAAACUUUUAGCAGCCGCCGCAACUGAUGGAAUGAUUCAUAUGUUUGACAUGUCUGCCGGCCAACAAGUUACUGGAUGGCCUGCUCACGAGUCGGCAAUCAGCUCAAUUCACUUUGGUCCGGACGAGACCAGCAUAUUUAGCUUGGGAAUUGAUGGAAAUAUAUUUGAAUGGAGCUUGCACAAUCAAGGCAAGGUUUUAUGGUCGAGAAACUGUAGCAGGUAUUGCAAGAAAGAGAAUUGGAGUAAUUGGAGACCUGAAAUGGCAUUAGAUGCAGAUGGGAGAAGACUAUUAGUAACAUCUUGUUCGGGAAGGGCGCCGAUAUACCAGGUGGGAGGUGAGAUGAGGGGAGGGAUGAGAACAGUUGGUCACAGUGGAUCAAUCACGACCGUCGAUUGGCAUCCGACGUUGCCCAUUUUCUUGACAGGCUCUGCCGAUCACUCUGUCAGAGGAUAGCAAUGUUUCAUCAUCAGAUGCACCUUCACCUUGGAAAGAAAUGUCAACCUCGUUCCUCAAGCGCCUGUUACCAUGAGAGCUUUUCUUUUUUGGUAUGGCGAGGCCAAGUUGUUUAAGUUUGCGAGAAACUAGAGCUGCAG